AUGCGUUUGCUGAAUGGUUGCAACACGUACACAUUGGUGCCGAUGCGAGUCGUGGAGAUCGGCCAGAACAACUGCGACGAAGUACCGUAUGGCGACGACGGCGGCAAACGGGUCAACACUGAUAACGUGUCGCAGUCCCAGUUGUCCAAUGAGCUUUUAGACAUCGACGAUGGCAUCAGUGUUGAGGAAAAGAGGUUCCAAAAGGAACCUGUGAAACUGGUGAUUGCGUUUCUGAUGUUGGUUCUGAGCGCAGUUAUCAACUUGCUGGCACUUGCAUGGAUUCACGAUCGUGUUCCAGCCUCUUCGCCGCUUCCGGAUCUGUUCUUUCGCAUCUUCCCUCAUUUUCCGCGAGCGCUCGAUUUUUCGGAAUAUUUCAUCCUGUUCAACUCUCUCGCAAUGUUUUUCUUGUGUUUUAUUCACAAAUACCGCUGGAUGGUACUACGCAGAGUAUUUUUCAUAUCGUCCCUUCUGUACUUAGGACGUAGCGUGUGUCUGCUGGUGACGCAGGUUCCGGUUGCAGAUACAACUUACGUCUGCUCUCCCAAACUGAAUGUGACGACCAUCGCCGUCGUUUUCAGCAGGGCUUCUCACCUGUUUUUCGGAGUUGGACUUAACAUAUCUGGCCGAUACACGCUGUGUGGCGACUACAUAUACAGUGGUCAUACGGUGGUUCUAAUAUUGGCCUACUUAGUGGUCAAGGAAUACUCGCCAACGCGCUUUUGGAUUUUUCACUGGAUAACGUGGUUGGUGUCAUUGGCCGGCAUCUUCUGUCUGCUCAUUUCACACGGUCAUUAUUCCGUUGACGUAGUUAUCGCCUACUUUAUCACGACCCGUACUUUCUGGCUUUAUCAUACCCUCGCCGACAGUGUUUGCUUUAAGGAAUACCCUCAACAUAACCGAUUCAGCAGAGCCUGGUGGUUUAUGUUGUUCCAGUACAUGGAAUCUAACGCAGGAUGUCCAAUACCAAAAAUAAUCGAAUGGCCUCUGUCUUGGAAGCGUUGUAAAAAAAUAUUAAAUUUGCCAACGCGUUACAUGUAUUGA
This is a messenger RNA of Soboliphyme baturini, 1041 nucleotides long. The record is from the annotation of a GenBank genome assembly. Lineage: Eukaryota; Metazoa; Nematoda; Enoplea; Dioctophymatida; Soboliphymatidae.